AUGACAAUGAAGCUAGAGCUCUUAAGCAAAGAAGUGAUCAGACCUGUUUCACUUAACCAUCCUCAAACCCUUCAUCUUUCUCUCUUCGACCAGUUUCUUCCUUCAACUUACGUUUCCGCAAUUUUCUUCUACGAUGAUCAAGCAAACCAAGAGAUUCUUGGCCAGAGGCUCAAGAACUCACUCUCUCAGACUCUGUCACUUUUCUAUCCACUCGCUGGACGGAUCAAGGAAGGUGUCAUUGUCGACUGCAACGACGAGGGAGCUUUGUUUACAGAGGCGCGAGCCAAUGUACUUCUCUCCGAUGUUUUGAGAAACCCUUCAGAUGCUGGUUUGGUUCAGAAGCUCAUUGUUUCUCCAGACCAUGCAGAUCCAGAGACAUGGCCGUUGUUGCAUGUCAAGGUCAUUUUCUUUAGAGACAGAGGAUUUUCAGUUGCGGUUAGCGUCUCUCACAAGAUAUGCGAUGCGACCUCGUUGUCAACGUUUGUUCGCAGCUGGACAAAGGCUGCGAGAGGGUAUGUUGACAAUGUGAACCCCGAAUUCGCGGCGUCCGUUUUCUACCCUCCUGCUGAUAAUUCGAUCGAGUUUCCUCCGUUACUCGUACAUGAAACAAAAUCCAAGACAACAAGGUUUGUCUUUGGUCAUUUGGAGAUUGAAAAGCUCAAAAGAAGAGCUUCCGGUGGCAAACGUGUAUCACAAGCUACCCGUGUUGAAUCCAUAACGGCACUGCUGUUACGAUGCAUGACAAAGGCGAGGCGGUCAAAGGCGGGUGAGGUCACGGAAUUCGCUAUAACACAGACCAUGGAUUUGCGCCCUAGAGUUCCUUUCUCUCUCUUGCCGCGCAAGGCAAUUGGAAACUUCUUUUUACCAUUACUGAAAGAGAGUUCAGAGAGUAAGAUGGAGAUCCAAGAUACGGUGUCUAAGCUGCGGAAAACUAAAGAGGAACUCAAUGAGCUGAUCACAGAGGAUCCUGAAGAUGCAAAGGUGAGUAGCGCUGGGGCCAAGGAGAGAAUCGCAACCGCGAUGCUUAGCUCGUUGUGUGAGGUAAGUCCUGAGACAGAAGCAUAUGUUGUGUCUAGUUGGUGCAGAAUGUCGUUUUACGAGACGGAUUUUGGGUGGGGAGUUCCGGUUUGGGUUGCUCCAGAUUCGGUUGACAAGACGCAUGUUGUGUUAAUGGACGCAAAUGACGGUGAAGGAGUAGAGGCAUGGGUGACACUACCUGAGACCGACAUGGCUGCGUUGGAACAUGAUGGUGAAUUGCUGUUUUACGCUACUGCAAGUCCUAGUGUCCUCCUAAUCUAG
This is a messenger RNA of Microthlaspi erraticum, 1299 nucleotides long. Lineage: Eukaryota; Viridiplantae; Streptophyta; Magnoliopsida; Brassicales; Brassicaceae. The record is from the annotation of a GenBank genome assembly.